Messenger RNA from Lutzomyia longipalpis, 4661 nucleotides. RefSeq lists its product as uncharacterized. The record is from RefSeq and is a predicted model, not a curated record. Bases 243 to 4463 code for a protein of 1406 amino acids. Lineage: Eukaryota; Metazoa; Arthropoda; Insecta; Diptera; Psychodidae. Gene Ontology annotation, biological process: DNA integration; proteolysis. Gene Ontology annotation, molecular function: aspartic-type endopeptidase activity; nucleic acid binding. The transcript has 2 exons.
GGGCGGCGCAGGCCUCUGUGCCGCCCAACCGAACAGGCGGCACAUGCCACAUUGCUUUUCAAUCUUCACUUCACACGAUAUUAUUAUUAAUUCCUUCUACUUUAUAUAAUAAAGGUAUUGAAAACCACAACAACUGGCGAACGAGGAUUUGUGAUCCUUGCCCACGGAAGCACACCCACCUCAUCUCUGUGAGGUUCCUUCUGGAAUUUUCUUCAACAUAACCUCACAACUACUUGGCAAAAAUGGCGGAAAAUGCCGCUCUUUUGGACAUUCUGAGGGCAACUCAGGAGCUCCUCGCCCAGCAGCAAGCUCGCAUGGAUGUCUUGGAGGCUUCCUCCAAACCUCCUGCACGUCCGGAACUAACCAUCGAAGCAUUGGCUCCCACCAUUCAAACCUUUGUUUACGAUCCGGACAAUGGCGUCACUUUCGAUUCAUGGUUUUCUCUGCACGAGGAUAUCUUCCGUGAGGACGCCAAAUCUCUCGACGACUCAGCACGAGUGCGUCUCUUGCUCAGGAAGCUCAACCCUCAGAGCCACGAGGGCUACGUCAACUCCCUGCUGCCUAAAGCUCCACGGGAUUUCACUUUUGAUGAAAACAUUGCCAAGCUAAAAGAUCUUUUCGGACGCCGUGAGUCUCUUUUUCACACACGCUGGAGGUGUCUCCAAUUGCAGAAAAAGGAAUCUGAUGAUUUCAAGACACACUCCACUCUCAUCAACCGCGCAUGUGAGGAUUUUAAGCUCAAGGACCUCACUUCCGAGCAUUUCAAGUGCUUGAUUUUCAUUCUCAGUCUCCGCAGUAGCAAAGACACGGAAGUACGCACACGACUUCUCCGUAUGCUCGAGGUUGAGAAACCGGAAACUUUGACCCUUUCGUUCAUGGCCAAUGAGGCAACACGCCUUGUUAAUUUGAAGACUGAAAGCGCUGCGGUGGAGUCCAAGGAUUCUACACAAAACGUCUCUUCUGUCCAGCGGCAUGACAAAGCAUCAAAGGGGGCGUUUCCCAAAAACAAACAAGCAAAGCGCGGAAAUCAACAACCUUCAAAACAGCCCAAAACUCCCUGUUGGUUCUGUGGGGGAAUGCAUUUCGUCAAACAAUGCCCUUUCUCUCAGCAUACCUGCAAGGAUUGCUCACAGGUGGGCCACAAGGAAGGUUAUUGCAAUCAGAAGCAGCAAAAGAGCUCUCAGAACUCUAAAAAGCCACAGGGCAAACCAAAUCAGCAUGCUGCGAAAACCGUGAACGUCUGCGCCGUUGGAAGUGAUCAGCGGAAAUACGUGGACGUCUCCAUCAAUGCAAAACCUGUGAAACUUCUUUUCGACACUGGCGCCGAUGUGACCAUCAUCUCAGAAUCUGUGUGGCAUCAGAUUGGGUCACCGCUUCUGUCGCCUACUCCCACAAAGGCCACAGAUGCGCAGGGGAAUCAAAUUCUCUUCCGUGGCGAAUUCCAGUGCUCUGUGCAAUUCAAUGGGGAUACUCAAUCAGCGAGAUGCCUCGUUUCGGAAGCCGACAUCAAUGUGUUUGGGGUUGAGUGGAUCAAUGUGUUCAGUCUCUGGGACGCACCACUCUCAUCACUUUGCCAUGUCAGUACUGUGUCAACGGAGGACGUGGUCUCAUCCCUCAAGGCUUCCUUCCCGGAUGUUUUCUCUAACACACUGGGAAAAUGCACAAAAUUUCAGCCUCAUCUACAACUGAAGCCAGCAGUGGUUCCAGUUUUCAGGCCAAAACGAUCUGUGCCAUUUCACGUCAUGGAUCUGGUGGAAGAGGAGCUGCAAAGGUUGCUCAACCUUGGCAUCAUCACUCCUGUGGACUACAGUGAAUACGCUGCUCCUAUUGUUGUUGUCCGGAAGCCAAAUGGCUCAAUCAGAAUCUGUGCAGAUUACUCCACCGGACUCAAUAGCAAUCUCGAAACCCACCACUACCCAAUUCCCACUCCUGAUCAAAUUUUCGCUACACUGUCGACAUGCUCAGUGUUCAGCCAAAUUGAUCUAUCGGAUGCUUAUCUACAAAUUGAAAUGGAUGAAGAUUCCCGAAAACUUCUCACAAUCAAUACACACAGAGGACUCUUCACAUUCAACCGCCUCUGUCCGGGAGUAAAAUCCGCACCUGGCAUUUUUCAGCAAAUCAUCGAGACCAUGCUCGCAGGCAUCAGUGGGGUACAUGCCUAUUUCGAUGAUGUGCUCAUAGCAUCCCGAUCCAAGGAGGAACAUCAGAAAACUCUCAUUCAAGUCUUCAAGCGGCUCAGUGAGUAUGACUUCAGAGUAAAAUUGGAAAAGUGCCAUUUUUUUCAACAGGAAGUCCGUUUCCUUGGAUUCAUCAUCACUGCCCAAGGUCAACGUCCAGACCCUGGCAAAGUGGCUGCCAUUGUGAACAUGCCAGCCCCAAAAGACAUUCCUCAGCUCAGAUCCUUUCUGGGCGCAAUCACCUUUUAUGCAAGGUUCGUUGAAUCUCUCAGCACCAUCAGGGCACCACUCGAUCAAUUGCUUCAGAAGGGUGUCAAAUGGAAUUGGACGGAACGGUGUCAGAGGGCAUUCGACCAGGUCAAGCGUAUUCUGUCCUCAGACCUCCUACUGACACACUACAAUCCAGACCUUCCCAUCACUGUUGCUGCAGAUGCCAGUGAGACUGGAAUUGGAUGUGUAGCUUAUCAUACCAUGGAGAAUGGGCAGCUCAAAGCGUUUUAUCACGCAUCUCGUACCUUGACAAACGCAGAGAAGAACUACUCUCAAUCAGACAAGGAAGGCCUAGCUCUGGUUUACGCAGUGAAAAAGUUCCACACGUACAUCUACGGGAGAAAGUUCAUUCUACAAACGGAUCAUAAGCCGCUUCUCUCAAUUUUUGGCUCUAAGAAGGGAGUGCCAGUGCAGACUGCAAACCGACUUCAACGUUGGGCUCUCAUCUUGCUCGCGUACGACUUUGACAUCCAGUACAUCCCAACAAAUGACUUUGGUGGCGCUGAUGUACUCAGCCGUUUGAUUCAGCAGCAAAAGGCAAACGAUGAGGAGUUCGUUAUCGCAUUGGUUAACGAAGAGGUCAACAUUGACAGCAUUCUCAUCAACGAUGUCAACAAAAAGUUCCCAGUCACUUUCAAAAUGUUGGAAACUGCCACUCUUUCAUCUCCGACUCUCCAAGAAGUCGCGGGCUAUGUCCGCAACGGGUGGCCUCGCUCAACAGCAAAUUUUUCUCCGGAAGUGGCAAACUAUCACAAGUUUCGCGAUUCCCUCACCCUCGUCCAGAACUGCAUUGUCUACAGGGAUCGCAUCGUCGUACCACCUACUCUGAGGAGCGCAAUUCUCAAGCAGCUGCACGAUGCUCAUCCGGGUAUCAAUCGCAUGAAGGCGUUGGCUCGUUCAUACGUUUUCUGGCCUCACAUGGACACAGAAAUUGAAAAUGUAGUCAAAUCCUGCUCCAAAUGUGCUGCAGUUGCCAAAAAUCCGAUCAAAUGCAAUCUUUCCUCAUGGCCCCUUGCCACAAGGCCAUGGCAGAGGGUACAUGCUGACUACGCAGGGCCUAUCGAUGGUCAAUGGUUCCUGGUUCUCGUGGAUGCACACUCAAAGUGGCCAGAAGUCUACGCUACUACAUCCACAACAUCAUCUGCUACAAUUUCCAAAAUCUUAGAUGCUUGUGCUCGUCUUGGUUUCAUGGAAACGCUUGUGACAGACAACGGACCUCAAUUUACAAGCACAGAAUUUGCAGAAUUCUGUCAGCUUCGCGGAAUCAAACAUGUGACCACAGCGCCAUUUCACCCCCAGAGCAACGGCCUCGCGGAACGUUUUGUAGACACUCUGAAGCGUUCACUCUCAAAGCUCUCUGGGGAGCACAACAUUCAGGCAGCUCUUGCAAAGUUCCUAAUGUCUUACCGAUGUACACCAAACGUGAACUCAUUCAAUGGAUCUUCACCAGCCGAGAUCAUGCUUGGACGAUCUCUGCGCAACACUCUUUCUCUCACACAACCUCCUGCCGACCAUGGUGACCUUCAGCGAAACACAGCUAUGGAACAACAGUUCAACAAAAAACACGGCGCCAAGGAUCGUUCAUUUACAAGGGGGGAGGAAGUCAUGGCAAAAUGCUUCCGCCGGAACCAAUCUUUUUGGGCUCCUGGAGAAAUUGUCGAGAAGAGGGGCCGUGUUAUGUACAAUGUGCGAAUCUUCCUGGAACAUGGAACCAAGCUCAUUCGAAGUCACAUCAAUCAGCUUCGACCACGCUUCGCCACAAUGGACACGUCAUCUCCUUCUCCUCCAACUGAAGAUCACCCAAACUCCAUACCGUUUGAUUUCGACUAUGGUCUUCAUCCACCUGAGUCAGCUGAUCAAACGCCUGCAACGGUUGAUGUCCCAGCACGUCCUCAGCCUCAACGUCGACCCUAUCGGAACCCCAGGCUUCCUACUCGCUCAUCUCCUCCGGUACUCCGUUCCCGGAUUCCCAGGCCACAGCUGCCAGCGUCAGCUCAUCAAGGGGGGAGGUGUUAGGGGCGGCGCAGGCCUCUGUGCCGCCCAACCGAACAGGCGGCACAUGCCACAUUGCUUUUCAAUCUUCACUUCACACGUAAGUGCCGAUCUAGCAACAUCGCUCUCCUUAAGUCUCAUAUAAAAAUCAUAAUUAAAUUAUUAUUUUAUUCUCUUUCGCGUGUGUGCGGUGCUGCUCCGGUGUUCCACGACGGCGACGAA